Messenger RNA from Aphanomyces astaci, 2065 nucleotides. RefSeq lists its product as hypothetical. The record is from RefSeq and is a predicted model, not a curated record. Bases 102 to 2012 code for a protein of 636 amino acids. The transcript is spliced from 9 exons. NCBI's taxonomy places the organism in Eukaryota, Oomycota, Saprolegniomycetes, Saprolegniales, Verrucalvaceae.
CCUGUACCUGUCACCUCAUUGCUGGCUGUUAUUCAGUGCGAGGUUCGGGUAACGGCCAGUUACACUUCCAGUUGAAACGUGCGAAUGCUGUGGACUUGUUCAUGGACAUUGGGGCGACGCAAGAGUUGACGCGCCUGCUAUUGCUUGAGGGCGACCCACCAAGUAAAUCCGAUGAGCGAGUAGUCUGCCCGACCCCCUCGACCCCACCAACCAACAAUGUCGUGUCGGUGGAGUUUGUGACGAGGUUGGCCCAGCGAUUGUCUGCGUCGCAAGACCGCAUUGCCAAAUUGGGGCGCAUCGAAAAAGCCAUCGCCGACUUCCACGGCGAGGUGGUCGCCCUCGUCGGGCACUUGGACUCGUCAUCCGCUGACGACAAGGCGACGGCAGUGGCCCCCCCGUCCAUCACCACAGACGGAGACACGUUAGCGUUGGUCCAUUCGUUGCGAAUGUACAUGCGUAUGCAGCUGGCUUUUCGCGAUGACUACGAAGCCACGCUCAAGGCGUCCCUGAAAACUGUAUCCUCCGCCAAGCACAAGGACGAGUUGAGUGCCAAGGCUCACGUGGCGCAGCUAACACUCGAGCGCGAUGCACUACUUGUGCACAAUCAGACGUUAUCGAAGCAAAUGGACGAAACGGAAGCUAUGAAAGCGCUUGUGACCGUUCAAUCGAUGCAGGCGCUAGAGCAGUCGCGCGCGGCCACAGAACAUGUGCUGCACCAACUGGCCGAUGUGCGCGUGGAACUCAAAACUGCCCUCGACACGGGUCGUUGGCAAGCGGCCCAGCUGGACGACAAAGAACAAGCGAAUGGGUUGCUAACGCAGAAGAUCGAAUCGCUGAUGCGAAACACACAUGGGGGUGGGGGGGACCAACAGUCGAAAGGUCGCGUGGAGGGAGGGGGGGCUGCUGUAGGGGGCAACAUGAAGGGGGUUAGCUCGCUGGACGCCGACAUGCGACAAGCGAACCUCAAGAUUUCGCACUUGGAGGCCGAGAACCACGCAAAUCGCGACCAGAUCAAGGACCUCAAGGCCAAGCUGCAAGGAUACCUCGGCAGCGCCCAUGCUGUGGCAUUUACGCAGGCCCAAAAGGACGCCACGAGGUUCAAGGAGCGCGUAAAAGAUGUCGAGGGGAAAUUAGCGGCGGCGGAGGCAGUCGUGAUGAAAACAAGGGGCCAAUUGGCGGAAAAAGGCACACGCCUCCAAGCGCUGCAGGCGGAAUACGACAAGAUAUUCACGGCGCUGCAACGGGAGAGUGACAAGAAGCAAGCCGCCACGUCCACCCCCGAAUCUGUAUCAGCCGACGAGGCCAGCCGCUUGGCCAACGACAACCAAUAUGUGACGGGGUUUUACCGAACCAAGCUGGAACAUCAAGCCGCGGAAAUCCUCGGCCUUCGCAAACAAAUCAAAAAGAUGCUGACGCUGCAGCACCAAACGUACUUUGAUCAUUCGUUGCACAAGAAGGAGCAUCUCCGCCUGCUCACGCGGUACGCCGAGCUCAAACGAUUGGACGACAAAAACAGCACGAGUCCCAUCAUCGCAUCCCCGACCAACAACCAGAGCAUGCGACAUCGUCACGCAGUGUCUACUCCAUCAUUGCACUCUGGAGAUGGUGAGGCCCGCAAAGUUGACAGGAAGCAACUGGUGCGACGAAAUCAGUUCCUCGAACGGUUUUUCAGGGAGCAUUGCGGGGAUGGCGACGCCCUCGACAACCAUCCCAUGGCUCGGUCGCCACCCCAAUCAAAGUUAAAGCAUAGAGCGACUACUACUAGUACUACUAGUACUCCCAUCAUCCCUACCCCCCCAUCGACCGCACUGCAGUCCGUGGUCACGACCACGACUAUCCCAGUGCCCAUGACUGGGACCCCACCGUUUACACCUCCCCCCCGGCUAAAUACCCCCACGACGAAGCCAAAACCAUCCAAACGGCCAGCGUCGGCGGCGGUGGCAAAACCCAAACAAGUGGGGGACCCAAGACAGUCGUUUGUCGUUGGCGCGUUGGUAGCCAAAGACAUUUAAAACGGAGUACAUAUUCCCCACUCAGACCAAAGAGCACAAUGGAUUUGACUCUG